Molecule: messenger RNA, 20253 nt
Organism: Plasmodium fragile
Lineage: Eukaryota; Apicomplexa; Aconoidasida; Haemosporida; Plasmodiidae
Exons: 14
Coding region: 1-20253 (6750 amino acids)
Biological process (GO): axonemal central apparatus assembly; cilium movement
Cellular component (GO): axoneme
Source: RefSeq, a predicted model, not a curated record
AUGGAACAAGUCAACAGAAAGGGGGUGAAAGAUAACAAAUUUGGGAACUGCGGCAACAAAGAAAAAAAUGCUACAUGUGGCGAGGAAGAAGAACGGGAGGGUUCCCCUUUUUUGACGCCCGCCUAUUUUGUCCAUAAUAGGGAAAAGGCUUUAAAAGAAUUUAUCAGGAAAAAAAAUGAGAACAUGACAAAAAGAGGCAUCUUAAAGAAUAACAUUUCUUGCAAGUACUUUCAGAUAACUCCAGAUAUCGUUACCUUCACUUCUUAUGCCCCUUUCAAAAAAUACGAAAGGGUUGUAACGUUAAAAAAUGUCGAUGCCAACGCGAGAAACCUCAAGUUGGGAUUAGGAGAAAACCAUAUCUUCAAAGUGAAGUACAUUUCGGAUAUCAAAAAAAAGGUUGCUCCCGGGAUGCUAUUUACCUUCAAGGUGGAAUUUUACCCGCAAUCGUGUGAAAAUUACGAAUAUGAUCUGGAGAUUCAGACAGAGGGUACAUCCUUUACAUUGCCUAUACGAUGCAUGAACGAUGAAAUAAUUUUGGAUGUGCAAGACGAGAUAAAGAUGAAUGAAACCCCGAUUUAUAUGAAAAGCGAAAAAAGCAUAACGAUCAAAAAUAUCGGGAAAUAUGAAAAUAAAUUCCAAAUCAGCAUAGCACCUCCCUUUUAUGUUAAUUCUUCUAUCCAUGUGCUGAAGGAGGGGGAGAUGAUAGAAACGAAGAUCACGUUCCUGCCUGUCCAAAAAAGAACAUACGAAGACUACAUGAUAAUAAAUUACGAAAAUGGAAUAAGGACCUACACGAACAUACGAGGAGAAGGAAUUGUGGCCGAGGUCCUAAUAAAAGAUAAGGAUCUCACUGCAGAAGACGUGUACAUUAACACACGUAAAGAAAUAAAUAUCUUCAUUAAGAAUUUAUCCUUCUUUUUGCUAACAUAUAAUAUAACAAAGUAUAAUGUGUACGAGUCUAAAUAUGAUGACCCUUCAACGGAUAUAAAAGAUGUUACCUUCGAUGAGGGGGACAGAAUAAUCCAAAAGACGUUCAUUCGAGACAGCGAAUUGUUGGACGAGAAUAUAGUAGAGAAUGCCCUAUACAAAAAUGAUGAAUCCUUGCAGCGUGGUGGCGAAAGCGGAGUCAGCAGUGGAGAUUGCAGCGGUGGAGAUAGCAGCAGUGAUGAUCACAUUUGGGGAACAACCCCCAGUGGAGACAACCUACCCGACGGGGAACCCCAUAUGGAGAGCGAAGAAUGCGACCAAAAGAAUGACACAUUUGAUUCGGAACCUUCCGAUAGGUCAAACAUAUCACAUUAUGAUGAGCCAAAAAGGUGUAAAAAACAAACAAAAAAAAAUAUCAUAGACAUAUUCCCUAAGUGCAAAAAACUAUACAGUGAAACAAACACCCCCCUCACCGUUGCACUGUGUCCCAAGUUUGCCUCAUUUUACAAAAUAGUAAUAUUCCUAUUUAUAAGAGGAUACAAGAAGGAAGAAAAAAUAGUUGUGUACUUAAAAAGUAUAGCACCCGAAAUUGUCAUAGCAGAAAGGAUCCACAGAAUUGACAGCAUUUUAAUUAACACAUGCAAAAGGCUAUCCUUCGAACUGGUGAACAACACUCAGUUUGAUGUUCCCAUGAAAAUAGAAAAAGUAGAGGAUAAUUAUAACGAAUUCGAAGUUGCACGCGGAAAUUUUACUGUACUGAAAAAUUCUACCCACUCCCUUGAAAUGGUAUAUAUGCCAAAAGUGAAUGGGACAUCAGAGAAGACAUUCAUAAUUCAUCAGAAGUAUACAAAUGUGAAAAGAAAAUUACAGGUAGUGAGUAAGUGCAAUUUUCCCCAAGUCCUGUUAGACAUAGAAGAAAUAAACUUUAAUCAAGUGUCACACAGCUUUGAGUACAAAAAAAUAAUUACCAUAGUUAACAACUCGGAGUUGACUCUUCAUUAUGGAUUUAAUAUUCCUAACGAAUUGAAAGAUGAAGUAAAAAUUGAAAAAAACUGUAACCAAUUAAACCAAUUUGGUGAAGAAAAAAUAGUCUUAUCAUUUUACCCUAAACAAAUAAAAACAUACAUGACGAGUGUAGAACUGUAUCUAAGUGAAAUUAAAACCUUUAAAAAGAACUUAGCUUUUCGUGCCAUAUGCUCCAAGCCGAACGUAUUAUGUGAACCCGUUUUCCUCAACAUAGAACCUAUGAUUAUAGAUAAAAUGUACACCGAACAAAUUAACCUAAUUAACAAGUCGGAAGACACGGAUGUGAAAUAUGAAUUAUUUGUGGACGAAGAAAUCUCCUGCAUAUGCGAUUUGCACAUUUCUCACAAGGAUGGAGUGAUCAAAAGAAACCAAGUCCAAAGUGUCCACAUUAGCAUAAAGAGCAAAAUUAUAGGGUAUAUCCUUAUCGUGAUUAAAGUUAAAAUAUUCGGGUGUGCGGAUCUUUUAUUUUUAAAUAUUAAAGCUUACUGCACUUGUCCCACCGUAAAAAUUAUUCCUAGUAUAAUUGACUUUGAAAAGUGCAACUGUUUAGAUGUAAAAGAAAAAGUGAUUGAAAUAAAAAAUGAAAGUCCCAUUAAUACCUUUAUCAGCUUGUCCAACGAGCUACCUGUCUUCAGCUUUUCGAAAAAUAACUUUUAUAUAGAACCGCACGAAUGCGUUUUUGUCCCUGUUUUUGUGGAGUGCUUAGACACCACGGCUUACAUGGACACACUGAGGGUGAACGUCCAUCGGAAGGAGGACAUUUUGGUUCCCCUGAAGGCUCAGGGCGUUGGAUCUCCAAUCCUAGUCAACCAUAGCGGAAUAAACUUUGAAGUCACUCACACGGGCAAAAAAUAUGUCCACGAGCUGAUCAUCUCCAACAGAGGGACGAGCGAAAGGAGCGUGUACUUCCUGUUCGAGUCCGAAAAGAAAAGAAAGAAGAAAAAUGAAAGCCCUGAAAUAUUUGGCGUGACCCCAAGGAGCGUGUCUAUAAAGGGGGGCAGUGAAGCGGUGUGUAUUGUAAGCGCGCUCAACUGCAAAGAGGAAAAGUGCGAGGAUAUUCUCUACGUGCAUGAAGAUACAAUCGGCAAGAAGAAAGUGUGUGCAAGUUUUAAAAAAAUAAAAAUAGAAGCUUCGUUUGUUCACCCGGAGAUCGAAAUAUGCGACAUUGCGAACUUUGUUUAUGACUUUAAUGAGCAAGGGGGAGUGGAAAAAGACGAUUUGGAAAACCGGCCCACGGAGAAGUGCCAAAAUUCUGUAGAUGAAAGAAGAGAAAACAGAUCAAAGCAGUGUAUUACCCAUUCGAAAAAUAUGAACAAACUAAUGCAAGAAGUCGAAAUGAAGAAUCUGCGGAAUGCAAAUGUAAAGUUCAUCUUGUCCACUAAGUUACCCUUUUCUAUGGAGCAAGAAGUAAUAGAAUUGAGACCAAUGGAAAGAAAAAAAAACCGAAUCUUUUUUGACGUGGAUUUUAUGAAUAACAAAAUUAGUAAUACUUAUCAGGAUCAUCUGAUUGUCCACUUUGUGGAAAAUGGAAGAAGACAAAAAUAUGAAUUACUUGGAAAGACAAUAUAUCCUAAUAUUGUGAUGAGUAAAAGUUCUGUAGACUUUCAGUACAUUUUAAAAAAUUUAUGUGCCCAAGAAACAGUGGAAAUCAAAAAUGUGUGUAAUUUUAAAGUGUACUUCCAGUGGUUUUUUGAAGAAAAUAAUAUGUAUGCAAAUUUUAAUCAAGUGUUUAAUAUAAUUCCACAUAGAGGUUUUUUACUGCCCUACGAAAAAAAACAAAUAACGCUUACUUAUAACAGCAUAAAUGAAAGCUAUUACAAUGUUAAUGUUUUGUGUCAAAUUAGGAAUGGCCCCAUUUAUCCCCUCAAAUUGAUAGGUGGAUAUUCAGACAUUAAAUAUAGCAUCAACAAGAGGGAGUUGAAUUAUGAUUUGCACUACAAAUCCGUUGGGGAAGAUUUUAUAACCAUCCAAAAUACAGGGAAAAUUAAACUUUUCGUUGAAAUUGUGUAUAAUAUAAAAUUUCCUUCUCUACUGUAUACAAAUGUGAAUAAUUUUUUUAUCGAGCCACACAACAGUAAGGACAUCAUUUUUUACUUCAUACCUGGUAUUCCGCAAAAUGUGAAGGAGGUCAUUUUGCUUAAAAUUUGCAAUUUUGAGGAAAUUAAAGUGACUUUACAUUCCAGGGACAGAUCCAAUGUGUUGCUUCUGACUGUCCAAGAUGUUGAGGAUGGAUGUGCUGAUAGGAAAAAUGGAGAACUAGCGGAUGAAGUGUACCCGCAAGAAUGUGAUCCAAACCGCGAAACGGAGAAUUGGGAGAGAAAGAAGAGCAAAUUUAACCCCAUAGACACCUUGAUAAGCAAAGCCUUGUUACCUUUUAACGAGAAUUCUCAUUAUGAAAAUCAGCGAAGGGGGCUAAUCCAAAAGCUGAAAAGCAGAUACGCGGAGGUAUUUCUGUCCCUCGGUAGGCACAUCGAAGAAAUAUUGGCCCUUUAUCACGACCGCGCGAUUGGAGUUAGCGCGCAAGGGGUGCAUACGGAGACGAAUGACGAACAAAUGGGUAUAAUAGGUGACGCGGAUGAAGUGAGCGAAGUGGGAGAAUUGGGCGAAUCUGUUGAAGUCUACAGGGAGAACCAAAUGGACAACGUAUCCGGCGGCUCAACUAAAAGAACAGACGCGUCCGAAGGCCUCAAGCGCAAAUAUAACCUUAUAGGAAUCUUAAAAAGUUACUGCGCUAAAAACAGCAGCCUCUGUUGCAUCUUUUCCGAUUUGCUGAAAUGCUUCAUUUUGAACCAAAAGGAUGACAAGUACAUUCUCGGGAGCUUUUCAAAGUUGAAGAAGUUAGCCAACUUCGAGAAGCUGUCCUGCCACGGCUACGUGAGCAACGAGUACAUCCUAAAAUAUCUGAAGCGAGUAAUUUUAGAAAACAACAGCGAGCUACAACGUGUGUACUUAAAUAUGGGAAAUGUAACGAUUAAAGAAAAGAAAGAGGGUGUAAUUACGCUAAAGAAUGUAAGUAGAGACAAGGUAAAAUUAAGUUACCAUUUGGGUAAUCCAGAAAUGAAGGACAUAAUAACAUUAGCAUGUGAACAUAAGGAAGUAGAUAAGGACGAUUCCAUCAACUUGAAAAUUAUAAUUGAUAAUAAGUUUGCAAAGGAAAAAUUAUUUUCAGAACAAAUGUUCAUAUGCAUGAAUGACAAAAACUAUUACACAGUGGAUAUAAAUUUUAAUUACAUCAUUCCGGAUCUGCAUAUAUAUUAUAGACAAAUUCAUUUUGAAAAAGUAGAAGUGAAAAAGUGUUUAUGCAAAACGAACCGAUUGAUAAAUACCAAAAAUGUGAAUGUAAAAUUUAAAGUGAAAAAUAUAAUUUUCUUCAAUAAAAAGUUAGAAUAUUAUCACUUAAAAAAAAAGGCCCAAAUUUUUAUAAUACCUAGUAAGGGGAUCAUUAAGAGUAAUUCAUUUUUGGACAUUCGCAUAUUCUUUGAGCCUUCGGAUGUUUAUAAAAAUGCCAAAGUAAGUAUAGAACUGUUCAUUUAUCAUUCCAAUUUUACAAAAAGCAUGGACGUUUAUCUGAACAGCGUUAGGGAUCACGUGCAGGCUGACCCCAGUGACAUUAUUGUCAAACCGCUCCUCCUCAACAGUGGAAACGUACACCACAACAUGAAAAUUACAAACUUUAACAACUAUUCCAAGUAUCUGUUUAUUUAUAACUUGGAUAACUACUAUAAGUAUUUUCAAAGCUUCCUAUAUGAUCUGCUGUCCAUCCACUCACAUAUAUAUAUUGAAAAGAACGACGAAAGUGAUUUUUUUUAUAGCAAUUUGAUGGACUACCUGGUGGGUCUGUACAGAAGGCAGUUAGAUCGAAUAAGAAAUUGCAACCAAGAGGGGACAAGCGUUAUGAACGGUGACUUAAAUAGUUAUGUCACACAAAGUUGGCAUAAUAGCGAGGAACAGGAGGAACGACAAGGAGUCACACACGAGACGGAGGGUGUCAAACUGGAUGAUGAAAACAAAAUAGGGGAAAGAAACCUCUUACAUGUAGAACACCAAAAAGGACGUAAACUUGCCGAAGGACAGUGCAAAGACAAAAAGGGAAAAUACAAAUCGAAGAAGAUGAACGAAACGGAAAGGGAAAAAGGGAAUGACAAAACAGAUGAACUAACAAACAAAAAGGAAAAACUGAAUGAUAUACUAGCCGAUUGUAUACCUCCAACAAAAGAUGAUUCAAAGGGUGUAGGUACAAUCCCGAAUGAACAACAAAGGAAUAUCAAAAUUUUAGAAAAUAAAAUUGCCAUUUUAGACCAACUUAUACAGACAAAUGAAAGGAAGUACAAUUAUUUCGAAGAAUAUUUAAACAUAAUAAAGAUAAAGAAAAAAAUAAAACAAAAUUUCUUGCUCAUUUGUCCAAAAUAUGUGAAUCAUAAGGGGAUUGGAAGCUACCUCGUGAAUAAUACCGUUUUGAAUUUUUCUCCGCUAAAAAAAACAGAAACGGGUAUCGACCCUGAGAAUGAUAACUUGCUAACGAUUGGAGAAAUAAUACGAUGGUGUAAAGAGAUUAACGAGAAGGACAACUACCCAUCCAGCGUGAAAAGGAGCUUCAUUCAUUACAUCAUGCAUGAGAGGAACAUAAACCGGAAUAGACAUUCUACCAAAAAGCUAAGGACGUCUAACAGAAGUAUGAACGAACGUUUGGCGAAUGCGGCCUGUUCGGGACUUUCUGCACUUUCUGGGCAGACGCAGGAGAACAGCUUAGACUACUACGUGAGUGAAGUGCUAAAUGUGGGAGAGAAAAGGAGAGACCAAGAGCAAGCCGAUGACGACAUAAACACAAAUGAUGGCAUGAAAAUUAAUGGGGAUAAAGACUCACACCUAAUUUUAAAAGGAGGUACAUUUAAGCAGCCAGUAGGAGUCCUAAAUGAACAUGCUCAUGAUGCAAAGGACACGAGGGUGGAUAACGAAAAAGAUGGGAAUUGCACAAAUGUGGGUAAAAAUAAACUCAAGAAAACACCAAACUUAAGAAGCAUAAAAUCUAAGAUAGACAAUAAGCAUGCGAUAAGUAUGCAAAGAAAAAAAAACAACUGCAGGAACGACCACGCAAAAAACAAUGAUGGUGGUAGUUUAUUGGACCAGAAGGCGUUCUUUAACAAGUACAACUUGAGACACAACUCAGAUUUCGUGAAGCACUUUUUUCACUUUUCCCUCCUCAACGAUGAAAACUUUAUGAAUGACGUGCAAUCAUUUUUAAAAUUAACCAUGACGGAACGGAAAAAAAACAAAGGAGAAAAUUCUAACAAAAAGAAUAGCACCUUUGCAAAUCUGUUUGAGAUAAUCUUGCAGAAAGUGCUACUCUCCCCGUUGUACGUGAAUGGUGUGGUGUUUUUCUUUAAAAAAAAUGAAUACAUAAAUUCGGAGUGUUUUUUCACCACAGUUUUGAGGCUCACUUCGGAUGAGAAUAAUCAUAUAAUUUAUUUGAACCCGGUUGAAGGGUAUGAGGAAUUUUUUAACCCGUCUAACGGUGUGGACAGGAAGAAAAACGCGGAAAGCGAAGGGGGUAAAAGAAGCGACGCAAAGGAGAACCAAACAACGGAUGCACAAAGACUUAAAUACUUUUAUGAAAAUAUGACCAAAAAAUAUCAAGAAAAGAUUGAGCGGAAAUUAAAAGAAAAGCAGCAAAUCGAAAAAAUAUUGGAGUCGUUAAGCGGACACACCGAUUCAAGCAAUGCUGAACUGGUUCCGCGUAAUGUAGAUUGCAGUGAUAAAAAGAAGGGGGAUAUUGAGCAGGAUGGGAAAAACGCCAACUUAGAAGGUCAAACGGAAGAAGUGGGGGAAUAUUCGUCAUGCGUUGAGAAGAAAGACGGAGAUGAAUUUCUAGCAUGCUCUAAAAAAGGUGAAUCAUGGGAAGACACACACGAUAGCGACAUGUUAAGCGAAAAGGGGCCAAGCACGAAAAAAGACGUACAGUGUAUGAAUGCGAAUGUGCAGAGCGCUGUAGAGAGGCUAUAUGAAAAAUUCGUAGUUUGCAAAGAAAAAAAAAUCCUGAAUAAGCAAAUAACUGGGCAACUUAAAAGUUACUGUGUUGAAAGAAAUGCACAAGUGGAUGAGCAAAUUAUCAAGUAUAAUAAAAAGGUGAGCAAAAUUAAUAGUUACAUGAAAAGCAACGACUACGUGGAACAUGUGUCAUUUUACAAAGAAUUAAAAACUGUAUUGCGUAACUUAUUGAGAGAUCAUAUAAGGAAAGGAACGGAUAACUAUUCCUCCAAAUUGGCGUGUCCAGAUAUGGCGGAUCCUCUCGCGUGUAAUGAACAAAAGGGAGAAACAUCUAAUAAUUACACAGAACAAAGUGGGAAAGAAAAAAGAAGUAGCAUGUACGUAAGAAGAAUAAAUAUCCAACUUGGUGAUAAUUUUGUGGAAACAAUAUAUCAGGAGGACGGUGAACUGAAAAACGUAAGUAGUGGAGUCAUCGAUGGAGUAGAGAUAACGGGACAGAAUAAUGAAGAAGAGGAGGAUGAAAUUGGAAAAGUCGCAGAAAGUACCAUUAAAACAGUAGAGGGAAACAACAUUAAUAAAAAAUUUGAUUCGAAGUAUGUUCAGAUGGAAUGCGGUGGAGGCAAAGACAGAAUUGCUGUCAGCGAAAAAAUGCCAAACGGAGGUGCAGCGGAACGUUGCAACCAAGUUGAGGAAAGCGUAAAAACAGUUGUUAACAAAAAUGAAGAACUGGUGAGAUACUUAAAACAAACAUUUGUUCAAGUCAACUUCAUUUACUUUUUUAUAAACGAAGAAUUAUGCUUUAGAAAGAGGAACGUUCUGAACGAAAUUUCCAAAAUCGUGCAGGAAAAAUAUAGAGACGUAAAAACAUCCGCCUACUUCUUUGACAUCCCAAACUCCAAAAGGUACGACGCAUUCAAUAUGCAGAGUUUCAUGCAAAUCAAAAAUAAAGUCGAAAAAUGCGAGUGUAAUUUUUAUGUUACCAAUGAGAAGGAUCAAGUUGGUGUGGUGUCCCCGAGAGAUGGACGCGAAGAAGACAAUGUGGUAAAAGAGGAAUCGCACGAGGGGGAACUACCAAAGGGAGAUGCACAAGUGGGGAACGAGUUACACAGAGGAAAAUCAAAAAGGAAGAAAAAGGAGAAGAAAAAAGAAAACUCCACAAUAAAAGAAGCAAAGAAUGACAAUGCAGAAAACGAAAAGGAAAAACUUGAGGAUGCCGGAGAUGAGCAUAAAAGUGAGAAGAAGGAAAAAAGGAGGAAGAAGAAGAAAAAGCGAAGUGCAAAGGAAGGCGAGGAACAACAAAAAGGGAAAGUACAGGAGGAGGAUGUGCUUGCGGAUCCCCACAAAAACACGGAAAAGAACCAUAAGGAAAGCGAAAAUGUGGAGGGAAUAAAGAAAGAAAAGGAGCAAGCCAAAAGCAAGGACGAAAUGGAAGAGAAGAAAAGGAAAGGAAGGAAAAAAGAAAAGGAAAAAAAAAAGGAUACCUUAGAGAAACUAGACGAGAGUGCGUACAAAAAAGAGGGUGAAGCACAGGAACAUAGAAAUGACCUCGAUAGUAAGGGAGCAAAGAGCGAGAACAAAGGCGAAGAAGGAAAGGAAGCUCCCAACAAAAACGCAACCAGCGAUAGUGAUGCGCACAAAUUGUACCUUUACGGGGGAAAGGAACUUACGCAGGAAGCUUACUUUGAACAAUUGGAAAAUAAAAAGUAUGAAAUAAAGGAUGAAUAUGACCACAUUUUCUAUAACUUUCGCAACAUACGUGCAGUAGGUGACGCAGCAGAAAGGGAAAAGAAAGAAGACCAUUACAUAAUUGAGUUUUUAGAAGUAGACAAAUCCUACGAUCAGAGGGACGAAAUUCGGUACAAAAAUAUAACCCAUGUAAUGUUGCAAAAAAAUACCUCGACCGAAAUAAACAUAAAAAUUAACACCUGCAAAAUAGUGAACAUAAAAAAAAGAAUAUGCUUAAUAGACCUGCUUGGAAACUACUUUUAUUUAAAUCUGCUUGUGGUAAUUGACAAGCCUAAGAUUUACUCCAAUCCGUACUUCAUAUUUAGCAACAACGUUGUUAUGUGUGCCCCCCGAAGUAACUGCUUUGUUUUGUGCAAAAAGUUAUACAAUUUUGACCGGGUACUGAUAGGAAGAAAUGUCCACUCAUUUAGACAUAUCAUCCAGACGGAACUAAAAGACGAGUGUGAAGAGCACCUCCUGAAUUUUUUAAAAAUUUUUACAAAUAUCAAUUCGCCCAAAAUUAAACUAGCAAAAAUGAGAAAGCAAAAUAUUACCUCCAUUUGGAGAAACUCAAGUGGUAACGAACAGGAUAAGUAUAAAUUGAAAAACUCAGAUAGGGUGAACAAUAACGAAAUUUCUAAGCAUUUGUAUAAGCACGUGCAGGUUUUAAAUUUAUUUAACUCCUCUCCCUUUGACUCCUUUGUCGAAAUUUCUUUUGAUAGUGUACCUUGCAGCAGUGAUAAAAAUUAUCAGGCGAAUGAACUUAACAGUGUUGAUAAUUUCAUAAGCCAUAACGAUUUUUAUGUGUACCCGAAGAAAUUCUUCAUUCUGUCCAAGAAAUGGAAAAAAAUCAUCGUUUUGUUUUUACCUAAAAAGGUGGGUUCCUUUUUUGAAAAAUUGCAGCUGUCUAUAUAUUCUAUAGCACAUGAAGCAGUAACAAUAAAUAACAAGAAGGAGAUGACGAAUGGGGAAAGGAAAAAGCACAGCGCGCCACUCUGUGAUAGCCGUUUCUCUAACGAUAUAGACUUAGACAACAAACAGAUUCAUAAUUACCUGUAUGAUAUAUUUUCUUUGUGCUUAAAGGGGGAAGGCAUAAUGUGCUGUCUGAAAAUGAGCGAAAAUUACUUAAACUUUCACAAAAUUCUUUUAAACUCAGUUCAGCAAAAAAAUGUUGAAAUAAAGAACUGUAGCUACUGCGACCUUGCCUGGUUUGUAGACCCUGCCGACUUGAAGAGCGACACCCCAUUAUGCAUAAAUCCUACAAAAGGAAAUUUACUAAAAAAUGAAAAAAAAACCCUAACAGUUACCAUCAAAACGGAUAUCGUAAAUGCGAUAAAGAAAGAAAUAAAAAUCAACUAUGUGGAGAAGAAUUUCAGCAAAAAUGACAAAAUGCGGAACAACGUUUAUUUCACAUCCCUGGUGGUGGAAGCAGAAGUUUGUAAGUCAUUUAUUCAAGUAAGUACCGAAAUGGUGAAGGAAGAUUCGGGCGAGAAAUUCGACCCACUAGCAGAAAGUGCCAUCGUUGGGAGGACCAUAUUAAAGGCUAAUGGUGCUGCCAUGAAAGAGUCCCCCCCAAGGCGCAAUCAGCUGUUACCUGCCCACCUAGGGGACGUUUUAGAAGAAGACAUUAAUUUCAAAUAUGUGCAGGUAAAUCAAACCAAAACAUGCUUGUUCAAAGUGAAAAAUACAGGAAAGUUCAAAAUAUUCUACGUAGCAGAAUUAAAUGAGGACUCCUUUUUAAAUUAUGUAAGUAUGGAAUGUCUAACUGACAAUGUAAAUUCAAACGAAAUGAAAAUAAUAAAACUAAAAGUAAGAUCAGGUAGAACGGCCAAAUUUCAAAAUGUGCCUCUCAUGAUACACUUUUACGACAUGGAAAACAAUCACAUUCAAACGUACAAAUAUUCCAUUUCUGUGUUUUUCGAUUAUAACUAUGUUAGGGUUAUCCCUGCUAUUCUGAACUAUGACUCUGUGGAGGUUAAGAAGGAAGAAACGCGAUUCUUUAAAAUCAUGAAUGAUGGACAUUUUGACUUUAAAUACGAAAUAAAAUUGUUAAAGAGUAAAAUCAGGAACACAGAAAAGGAUGAGGUGGUACGAUACAACAACGUGGGAUGUGUGCCAUAUAAUUCAAAUGCCGAUUUGAAAAGCCCUUUUUCCAUUUCACCAAUUAGCGGUUUGGUGAAGUCCAAGGGGGAGGCAACCGUCAUGGUUCAGUUUAAUUCCUCCGAAGAGAGGCAGUACAAAUUUGUCUACAUUGUCGAGGUGGAGAAUCUCAUGUCAGAUACACUGCCUAAUGAUAGCAAGAAAAAGGAGCAUAGGGGGAAGAAACAACAUAUUGACAAUCACAAAGAGAUCAUUAAAAUUUUUGCCUCGUCUGUGAAGCCCACCAUUUCCCUCGAUGUAAAAAACAUAUUUGAAGAAGUUUUGAUAUUAAAGAAAGCAGAAAGCUAUGCCAAUUUUUUAGAUCAUUUCUUAGGCAAAAACAGCUACUAUAAUUCAGAUGAUAAUACACUAUACUACAGAUGGUGCCACGUGAAUGAGUGCAUUAAUGAGCGAAUAAAAAUUUGCAACACGUCCGAUGUAAAUGCGAAGGUUCUUGUAGAAAUUAAGGAACUCGAAUUUGCCAACUAUAGGAAUAAAGGAGGAAAGGGGAAAGAAAAGGAACGGGAAAAACGGGGGUACAAAGGAAAAGAGAACGAAAACGAAACAAAAAGAUCCAGCGUGAUUGUCCAACAAUCAUCUCCCAUCCGUUUUAACAUGCGAAUUCAAAAUGACAAUGAAAUAAAGUCAAAGUGGUGUUUGACUGAAUUGAAUGCACAACGGCGUGGUGUCACCUAUGGUGAUGCGUCCUCCUGUGUCAGCACCACCACAGAGGUUACGCGUUACCAGCACAAAUAUUUAGACAUAUGUUUUUAUUCAAACCAAAUAGGAAGUAAAAAAUUUCUGGUAAAUAUAUACCUGACAAAUCAGCAAAAUUUGUUAUGUUUUUCCUUUUACAUAAGUGUAGAAUUUUUUUUGCCAUCCAUUAAUCUCAUCAUUCCACAAAGCUUACUGAAGCAGCGCCGAGAAGAUAAUAUCUACGAUUUGGGGGAUAUCCACCUGAACAGUGUUAUGUCAUUUAAAGUGAAAUUAAAGAAUUGCUUCAAGUAUCCUGUCUUUGUAAAGGUCUUCUUUGAAAGGAUUAAUGUGGCGCUAGAUUGCUGGCGGGGUAUGGAGGAACGGAAGGGACAACUAAAGGGCAGCCCCGAAUUGGAAAGUGUCCCCAAUAAAGAGGGAGACAUUAAUGAGCAUGGGCGUGCUAUAAAUAUCAACCUGUUGAAUGACACAAAAGAAGCUCAACACGACAGGGGGGACGCAAAAAAUAGCAACGCCUCAAAGUCCACAUAUGGCAGAAGCAAUCCCUGUGACGAGGCAUACUAUCAGACAUGUGUGAAGGAAAAAAAAGAUAUUUACAAUGCCAUAAAUUGCAGCUCCUAUUAUAGCACCGUCGAGGAUCAUUUAGGACUGCGCAUAAGAAACAACACCACCUACAUUGACUACAAAAAUGUUAAUGAUUUGCUGUACAAGGAUAGGGAGAAAAAAAUGCACAUGUUCAGUUUGGGCUAUCUCUACUACAUAGGCCACAGCAACUACAUGAUACGGGAAAACGAAACAGAAAGCAUUAAAAUAAAAGUAGAUAAAAAAAUAUUGGAAGAAAUGAUAAAGAGGAGGAACGCACAAAGGGGGAGCUUAAAAGAGAUAGAGGGAGAAGAAUGUAAGGCGGUGAAUGCCGUUCUAAAUGAUCUCGAUGCGAUUGAGCAAACACCUACCUCGAACGAUGAGUUUAACAAUAAGGGAUUAGAAGUAGACAAGGAAAAGGCGAAGAAAAGUGUUAAGGAAAAACUGAAGAGGGAUGAUUUGGAUAAAAAAAAAGAUGCAAAUAAUGUGCGAGGAAAUUUAACCAAAUUUUCAACGACUCCUCUGAGCACUGGCCAAGAAAAACAACUUUUAGGUAGCAUACAAAUUAGCGUGCUAAAUAAUAACUACGAAUUUUACAAUUUAAAGUUCGUUGGAAAUAUAGUAGAAACGAACAACUACUGGAAUUUAGAACUCUUAAAAAGUACUAUAAGAAAUGUGUAUAACGGUAAAAAUGUGGACAUUUUUAAAAAUCAUAUUAAUUUUGAUCUGUUACCUGUGGGGUAUAACCACUCAUUUAAGGUUCCCUACGUGAACGAAAACAACCACGAUUUAUUUUUCCAUGUAGAGGUGGAAAAAAAGAUAAAAAAUGUUAUUGACAUCAGGCCUUUAAGUGGCUCCAUACCAGCGAAUAGCUCCUUUCCGGUCUGUGUUCAAAUUAACAUAAAGGAAGCCAUCAAUUUGGUGAAGAAACAAAUCCUGUUUAAAUUUUCUGCAAAUCCUUUUAGCAAAAAAAAUACCAAAGUGAAGGAUGAAGAUGGAGUGUGCAAUGACUCCUUAUACGUAAGUUUAACCUCGGAAGAAAUAAAAUUUUCCUAUAGUAAAAAAAAAAUUAUUUUCAAAAAUGUUCCCUUCUUUAAUUAUUCCAAGAGCGAAUUGGUGCUGGAAAAUAUGUCCAAUGUAAAAUUAGAUGUCGAACUGAACAUCGUGCCAUUAAACGGGCUGGAUGACAUAACGUCUGUUUAUGCAUUCCGCCCUUUUAGCGAGCAACGAAUUACUUCGUUAAUGAACAAAAUGGAUAAAAAUCUCCUAAUGAAUGAAGUUACUGAAGAGAAGACAACACAAUUAGGGAACUCGCCAGUCAAUUGUAAGCAAGGGGGAGACAUUAAAAACACUUCGGAAGGUGGAGAAUUGGUGGGAGACACAAACAAAAGUGAAGAUAGACACGUGGUUGGUAACCCUAAUGGGGUACAUGCGGGGGAUGAGACGGGCGAAAAUAAACCCAUUGAUGAGUUUUACUUGACCAAGUACGACUUGACCUUGUCCGAUUUUGGAGAUAAUCUGCGCCAUAGGGAAGGAAGCGGCUUUAACGAGACCCACAUUUUGGAGAACGACGUGAUUGGAGAAUGCAGAGAAAUAAUUGGAAAUGGAAAUGUAACAAGCAAACCACAGCAGCAAUGCAGGGUCAUCAAGAAAUUCAUCACCAUUAAGGGAAAGCAGAAGAAGCGCCUGGAACUGUUUUGCUUUCACCACUUGUACAAGAAAACAGUCGACGCCGUGCUUCACAUAAGGAUAAAAUACUAUAACCAAAUUAGCAUACCGAUCAAAAUGACAUUCGAAAAUUACAAUCACAGCAAUGUAUUUGUUUUGACGGGCUGGAAUCACAACGGUGUUGUGGCUAAUAUGGAAGAGAAGAAAAAUGUCCCCAAAGCACACAAAAUGUUUGUACUCAGCAGGGGAAUGUUACAAAAAAUACAUCAUAAAAUAUACAUGCUGAACAUUUCGAAUGAGAAUUUACAGUACUUUUUCGAGAAAAUCAGUGAAACGCCAGAAAACCGAGGUAGAAGCCCCCUUCUGCUGAGUAGCGGCAAACAGAACGUGGAAAAUAAGAAGAACGACAAGAACAACGACAAUAAUUCUGAGUGUAUUAACUAUAAGGGGUGUGUAAAUGAAUAUAACAUUUCUUUAAUCCGAUUUCUAUUUAACAUUUUCAAUUCGGUGGACUACAGUGGACGUUACAACCUUUAUGUAAACGAUAAAAAAGAGCAAUACAUCGAUUUUGAUCUCAAAGUAAUUGAACCCCUAAUCUUUUUUAAUACGUCUUCUAUACAUAUAAAUAAUUUAAUAUUAGGAAAAAGUUACUGCUUCGUUUUUUACCUAAUCAAUUUUGACCUAAUGGACAUCAACUUUGAGUUUGACCAAAAUUCGUACAACUCGUGUAACAGCAAAAAGGAGACCAUCAGGAUUGUUCCAUUUAGGGGAGUUGUAAAAUCAUGCUAUAGAAAGAAUAAGUACAUGUACAAGGAGAUAAGAAAAUUAAAUGAGGAUAAUUCCAUAGGAGUAGACGAUCACCAUAGAAAGGGAAUUAUCGCGGAUGAGAACUCCUCCUCUGGUGCGACUUCCACGUCGAGCAAUUCGCAUAAAAGUGAUUCUAAUGGAAACGGUAUCCUGAGUGAUAUUCAUAAGAAGGGUGCUUUAAUUGGACAGAAGAAAAGUGUAAAAAAAAGGAUAAAGGUCAAUUACGUAAACCAUUAUAAGAAUAUUAGCCUGCACAAUGAUAGUGACAACUGGUCGUCCUCGUUGACGAAUUCGUCAGACGUGUCGGCAUCUUCAUCAAAUCUUAGUUCUGGCAAAAAUAAAGUAGAACAAAGAGCGCAAAAUGAACGAACCAUGUUAUAUGGAAGGUACAAGAAGGAAUACCUGCUCCCAGCGCAUUCCCCACAAUGCGAGCACAUAAAUACAUCGUGCGAUUCGGGCAGUGACUCAGACAGCGAAUGGAGUAGCAAUGCGGGUGUCAGCCUACCAGACGGAAAUAACGGAAAGGAUGGUAUCCCUCAGAGCAGUAAGUAUUUCCUGCUGCAUUAUUACCUGAGAAAUAUAUGGAAAAUGGAUAGCAACAAAUUUGUAAGAGACAUUAAACAUGUAGGGGGAAAAGGAAGGUGUAAAAAAAUCAAGCUGUUCUUUAAACCACACCUCGAACAGUUCUACAAUUUUAACUUGCUAUGCAAAAUAGGGUCAAAGGAAACACCCUUACAGGUUAAUUUCAAAACACAGGUCAGUAAAAUUAAUAUAAAUUGCUAUAUUGAAAAUUUCGACAAGGAAAAAGUACAACUCAAUUUGAAAGACAGCACAUGGAGUGGAAAGCAAAAGAAAUAUAAAAGUCACAUGAUCCAUAUUUACGAUCUUAUAGAUUUUAAGGAAACCUUAAUAGGACAAAAAAAAGUCUCCAAAUUUGUUAUUGAAAAUUUAGGCAAUUUCGAUAUGGUUUAUAAAUACUACUUACAAAAAAAAGAUGAAGACAUUCGUAUAGAGUGUAGUCAGGAUUGUAUUCCCCAGAACUCCACCUAUUCCAUUUCUGUUGAGUAUAACCCUUUGAAGAAUCAAACAUAUGUUAACUACUUAACCAUUAAUAUUAUGGACUACUAUCUUAUUAAUAUAAAAAUCACUGCAGUUGCGAUUAGCUUUUUAAUUAAUUUUUCCUUUUACAAUUAUGACUUUGGCAACGUUAUGUUGUUCCCGGUUUUGGAUGACACCGCUAAGGUGAAGGGGAUAACGAACACAGAUCAGAUCCGUGAGGACAGUAUUUCCUCUAGUGAUAGCUCACUAUCGUCUUUGAUUCACACCUUCAAAAAUAAUGAAAGGGAUAAGAGGGUGAAGGAGCGCGAGGAGGAGAAAGCCAAGGCACUCUCUGGCGAAGACGCGCAGGGUACAACCGGGAAGCAUAAAAAGGGCAAGAAGAAAAAGCACAAAAAAGAGAAGCAGGACAAGAAGGACAGGAAAACGAGCAAGGAUAAGACACAGAAUGGAAUGGACGAAGAGGGGGAUGAGACCAAAACGGGGGACGCCGCUGAACACCCCGAGAAGGAUAAUGGGGGGGACAAAUCGAAAGAAGGUCACAAAGAGGGGAAGAGAAACAAGGAGAAACACAAAACCGGUACGGAAAAAAGCAAAGGUGAGGAAACAGAACAUGAAAAAGACCAAAGCAAAACAAACGCUGCCGAUUUGAGCCAAAGUACAAAAAGAGGAAAGGACAAAGUCACGAAUGUUGUGGGAUCCAAAAUUAAAGAGGGGAAAAUGCAAAAAGGUUAUGCAGAGAACGAAAUGGACGUUCUAUCAGAAAAAGAAAACAACAAUGCGGUAGAAACAAAACUUGUCAUUAGCAACAAUAAUGAUGUGGAUUGUUAUAUAGAAUAUGAAUUGAAUGAGGAAUGUCUUACCAUAACAAACCUUGGAAAAAAGAUACACCUGAAAAGAAAAAGCAAGAUUUGUCUUCUUAUCCAAUUUAAACCAAAUGAAGAAAAGAAUUAUAACUACAAAAUACCUUUUAUGAUAAACGCAGAUGUGGACAAAAUGGUUUACAUAUAUCUAACAGGAUCAGCUACACAUUUCAAAUUGCCGUUUUCUAGUAAUAAUUCGAACGAAAUUUAUUUUGAGAAUGUACAUGUGGAUAAAGAAAGCAUUUCAAAAUUUACACUUCAUAAUAAGAAUUCAGAAGAUAUAUCUUUUAACGUAUUAAAUUAUGCCUACUUGGAGAAGCACUACCUCUCGUUUGUCAAGUUUGAUAAUUCUGUUUUGCACAUCUUACAUAAGAAGGAAAAAAAGACAUUCGAGGUGAAAUUCCUCCCAGAAAAGUAUCUUAACCUUCAGAUUCCCCUAUACCUGAGUAUAAGCUACCGGGGGAAAAGAAUAGCCUAUUACUUGACGAGCAUUAAGUUGAAGAGCAUAUGCUACAAAAUUGUUCUGAAAGAGAAUUUGCUCACCUUUAACAAGGCGGGGCAAAAGGAAGAGCGCGCCCUGUGCUGUGGAGAAGCAACUCGAGUUAUCCAAGCGGGAGAAGUUAGCCAAGUUGACGAAGUUAAGGAAAAGCUGUUCAAGGGCGCGCACCAAAAGGACUCCAUAAAAGGAAGGGAAAUCCAACUGCACAACAGGGGCGACAUGAAUGCCCAGUUUCAAGUUGUGUACCCGCAAAAGUACGAUAAAUUCUUGCACGUAUAUCCAAAAAAAGGGAUUAUCUUUUCCUUCAACUUAACAAGCAUUUACAUCUUCGUGGACACCGAUUUCGUAACGAAGGAUUUGUUCCUGAACGAUGUGUCCGUGGAUUUGCUCCCCAAAUUUAAUAAAAUCAAUAGCAAAAUUUUUUUAAACAUAUUUAUUAAUACGCGUAAUGACAUGAACAAGUGUAGGAGUGGGUAUGUGAAUAAUUCGAAGUUAAUCACUGCAGGGGGAAAUGUACAGAGUGGGGAGACCGUCAAUGAUAGGAAGACCGCCGGUGUUGAGGAGGAUCAAAAUGAAGACGGCAAAAAACAAGGUGCAGACAACUCCGAAAAAAGCGAAAAAAAAGAAAAAGGUGAAAUCACCGAUUAUGACAACAAAAACGUUAGUACAAUUCGCUUAAAAAAUGAAACCAUUGUCACAUUCCUGACGGACAUCAGAAAACAAAUUAGCAAGACCAUCGAAAUAUACAACGAAACAGAAUCUAAUUUUAAAAUGAAAUAUAAGUUCCUGUCCCAUGAGAACAAUUUUUUCUCGCUGGAAAAACAUGAAGACGUUGUGAAACCGAACGAAAGUGGAACAUUUCAAAUCGUUUAUAAUCCUCUUUUUGUGCAGAAAAGGAAGAACAACAGUAAUAACUGUCACAACACUUUGUGCUUAAAAUAUUUGAAAUAUUUUCCCAAAAUUCAUCAUAUAUCCAAGCUCGUAAUUUAUUAUCCCAAGGACGUGGUGAAGAAUUAUACCUUAUUAGGCUAUGCGAAUAGUAUCACUUACGACAAGAAGAAAACUUUCAAUUUCAAAUCAAAGGUUUUGAACAGUGCUUCCAUCAGAAUAAAGAACUGGCUAAAUGAAAACCAGACACUGUUCGUUUCGUCUCUUGUUUGUGACAAAGACUUGAACAUUUCGCAUAGCGACUGCUUCUUUUUUUACAUACAAAACAAGUUGGAGCUAAGCAAUAAGGAGGAAAAAAACAUGCCAUUUAAAGUCAUAUCAUUGAAGGAAGCAACCUACCAUGUGAUGCUGACCUUUUCGAAUGAAAAAUAUAAAGACGCGUAUAAGAUUCUCCUGCAGUUUGAAAUAACCAAAAGCGAAUUUCUUUCCAUAAAAAAUGUAAAGGGAAAUAAAAAAGAAAUAUUAAAAGAGCAAGUGAGCAUUUAUAACCCCCUGGAUGAGAAUAUAAAAAUGGAUGCAGUCCUUGACUACACUUACGCAUUUUUGGAUAAGUCUAUAAUUCUCCAGAGCAAAAAAAAUAAUAAUAUUAAUAUAUACUUUUGCAUCGUCAGAAACGAGAUCGACAAAGACGUCACCAUUUCGUUUGCUAAUAAGACAACAGGAACGUACAAAUUCAAAUUUAUUCUCAACGUAAAUAUGAAUGAUUUCGAUGAUAACUUUUACUUCAACACUGAUUUGGGGUCUAUUCAAAUAAAUGAAAUAUCUUUUACAAAUGUGUGCAACCAGAAAAUUAAUUACGACGUGGUCAUAGAAGAUUAUGACGACGAGAAUAAAAACUCCAAGCAGAUAUUCCAGUGCGUCGACAAAUCCCUGAGUGCUAAAUCUGUGGAUACAAAUUUGUUCUUAAAGAACGAGACUCUCAAUAACUUGACGGAGAAGAUUAACCUUACCGUCAAAUAUAACCCCCCCGAUGUGCAGACGCAUAAGGCUAUUUUGAAGCUUCUCUCGAAGGAGGGCAUCAUUUACAAGGGGCUGCUAAUCGGGAAAAGUGUGGCGCCGAAACCUAAGGGACCGAUAUUCUGCUCAUCGCAAAAAACUACACUCAUUUCAUUUACGAAUCCGUUCUUUCACAUGAAGCAGUUUUUUUUAAAAACGGACGAAUUCUUCUCUGUCCCAUUUGAAGUCACCAAAGUGGAAGCACGCCAAACAGUUCAUAUACCAGUCAAAUGCAAAGCAACAAGUGCCAUCUCUGGCAAGCUCAUAAUCAAGUCGGAGGAUGACAUCACGUGGAUGUAUUAUUUGACAGGACAGUAA